GUUCUAUGAAGCUGAUCUGAAAGAAAAAAAAAAAAAAACCAAAAUCAAAAAAUGAAAGAAUAUUGCCAGUCACAAUUGCGGACAUCAAUCAUGCUGCAGUUCUCUGUUGAGCUUCGGACACUUUCACCAUGCGACAAUGGCGACCCUCAGACGUCUUAUCUCUUGAGAAACCCUUAAGACCUUAUGCGCUUAUUAUUCUCAACCAAAAAUUAAAUAGGUUAGACAUUUUCAAGAAGCUAUGGUCAGAGGCUUCUUAUCGGUUCUGCGCCGACGGGGGGGCUAACAGGCUUUAUGAUGCAUUCGAGGACGAUGUGGAACUGCGAGAGAAGUACCUACCUCACGCUGUACAUGGAGACUUGGAUUCGCUACGAAAAGAUGUACGCGACUAUUAUGAGUCGAAGAACGUUGAAGUUUCGCAAGACCAUGACCAGAAUUCGACCGACUUUAUGAAAUGCAUCUCCCUUUUGCGCAAAAAAGAAACUAGUGAUAAGAAUAAGGAUGGCAUCAAGUACGAUAUUGUUGCUUUUCCUGCACUUGGUGGAAGGUUUGAUCAGACCAUAGCAAGUAUCAAUCAGCUUUAUUUCCUGAAAGACGAAACAGAUCGCCAAACACUUCUUGUCAGUGACGAGAAUUUGACCAUCCUUUUGGAUGAGGGCAAACACAGAAUUGAAUGUAACCGCCAACUUGAAGGUCCCACAUGUGGUAUCAUGCCUUUAGGUGGACCCAUUGUUUUGACUACUCGUGGUUUACGCUGGAAUUUAACCGACUAUCCAUGUCACUUUGGAGGUAUGGUUAGCACCUCUAAUGUCCUUGCAUCGGAUAUUGUGGAAAUAGAAACAGACAAGCCAGUGGUAUGGACCGUGGAGCUGAAGGAGGAUACCUGCUGAGUUACAAACUAGCUGUUUGAUCAUUUACAUAGUCUUUGUUACAUACCCGCGAUGUAUUCAUAAUCAAAUCGAAUUAAAUUACGCAUGUCACACAUUCAAUGAAAACAA
This is a messenger RNA of Umbelopsis ramanniana AG, 995 nucleotides long. RefSeq lists its product as uncharacterized. The record is from RefSeq and is a predicted model, not a curated record. The transcript is spliced from 7 exons. Gene Ontology annotation, molecular function: ATP binding; thiamine binding; thiamine diphosphokinase activity. Lineage: Eukaryota; Fungi; Mucoromycota; Umbelopsidomycetes; Umbelopsidales; Umbelopsidaceae. Gene Ontology annotation, biological process: thiamine metabolic process; thiamine diphosphate biosynthetic process. Bases 129 to 887 code for a protein of 252 amino acids.